Molecule: messenger RNA, 273 nt
Organism: Rasamsonia emersonii CBS 393.64
Lineage: Eukaryota; Fungi; Ascomycota; Eurotiomycetes; Eurotiales; Trichocomaceae
Exons: 2
Coding region: 1-273 (90 amino acids)
Source: RefSeq, a predicted model, not a curated record
AUGAUGAUUACCAUCGGCGAUCCGAGAGAAGCAGGAAAGACGCCCGAGCAGGCUGACAGCGGACAAAGGACGGGCGCCCGACAGUGCCCGGCGGGCAGGAGCGGAGGGCUGCUGGCAGCACGCCUAUCAGGGCAGAUCAUUAAUGCCCUGGAGGUCGAGUCUGCUGUCGGCGUUCCUAGCUCGAACAGGAUAAGCAUGCCGACAUCCGAGAGAAGCGUCGGAUAUAACGAUGCAUCCCCAGAGCCCUACGCUUGCCCUUUGCGAACGAGCUAG